This is a messenger RNA of Pieris napi, 2240 nucleotides long. RefSeq lists its product as uncharacterized. The coding region runs from base 195 to 1559 and encodes 454 amino acids. The transcript is spliced from 7 exons. NCBI's taxonomy places the organism in Eukaryota, Metazoa, Arthropoda, Insecta, Lepidoptera, Pieridae. The record is from RefSeq and is a predicted model, not a curated record.
CUGUCAAUCGCGUGAACCGAUAGCAAAAUAACGUGAAGUGCGAACGAGCAACUGCUACCGAAAAAACGAGACUUAAUUAAUUCAAAUUAAGUUCAGCUGUAUUUAUUUAUAAACACAUUUGUAAAAUGAAGUAGAGCUUAGCAUUGUUAAAAAACUGUUUCUAGUAAAGUGUAUAUUAUCCGUUCACCGCUUCAAUGGCUUCUACUCCUAAACAAGUGAACGGCAAUGCAUCGCCGAGCAACGGUCCUCUGGGAAAGCGAAAAAAAUCCAAAGGAAGUAAAAGUUCCUAUUUAUCGAAAUGGCUGGAUAAAACAAUGCAUCAUAUUCAGGAAUCCGCUCCAGAUGGAUAUGAUAAUCAACGAACGAAUUUAAAUUGGUCUAUGUGUCCAUCACCAAUUGUUCCAGGAUACGAUUCCCAUCGCUUAAUGUACGGGUCGAAUGAACCGAUGUCCUUACCAACCUUGCCCAUGCACUACAACCCUAUGAUGCACCAUUAUCCGGAAUACAGGCCGCAGCAUUUCGAAAACAAAAGUAUUCAGGUGCAGCGACCUAGAAUACGACGGCGGAGUAAAAAUAGAGCAGAAGAACUUUCUAGUAUACCAGCAGAUGUAGCUAAUCAAAAUUACAUGCAACCAAAGAAUUUUUCUGAUAGCCAAGACUUUGCAAGCUUGCCACCUAUUGUCACAUCUACUGGAGACACAAAUUCAAAUAGUGAUUUGCUUAAUGAUAAAGAUGAUGGUAGUAAUAAUAGACGGUACAGUGAUCCUUGUAUGCGAGGUAUACAAGGUCCAGAAGAACAAGCCAAUGGGGAAUCAGACUCUGAAUCUAGUUCUGGUGUGUCUGGGAGUCAGGUUGGAAGCAGACUAUUGUCGUACUUGCUUGACCAGAUAACAUCAUUGAAAAUGGUUAAUGAAAGACUGACUAAGGAAUUACAAGAAACAAGAGCUGAAUUGGAUAGUUAUCAACCUCAAAGUUUUUAUGCGAAAGGUGCAACAAAUAUGGGUGCUGGAGGUGGGCAGUAUUCACCGGGAUAUCUCACAGAGCUGGUGCGGGAAAUAAGAGAUGCCACACGCAUCAGAGAAGAAGCUAUGUACGCACGCUUGCGUACCUUGGUGCUAGAGAGAACUGAUAGCGGUUCAGGGUCAGCCACAUCAGAAUCAAAAGUUGCUGAAAGGAAUCUUGAAGAAAUUAAGGCCUCUCUGCGAGCGUCGGAAGCGGACAAGCGAUGCAUGAUGGAUCGUAUCAACAAAUUGGAAGAUGAAUUAAGAAUCCUAAGGGUGUCUAAUGGUAUGGAGGAUAAUAGAAUGUCGAAUGGUACUAGCGAAGACGAAAGUGAACGGAUGCGGCUGCGCAGGGAAAUUGCAGAACUGCGCAAAUCGAAACAAAACUCCGAUGACAACGUUCUCAAACUAGAACGUCUUGUCACACAGUUGCGGUCCAAAUUCAACGGCAUUAUGUCGAACGGACCGGAAUCUAUCCCCAGCGAUCAGGAUGAGAUGCGCACGCGCCGUCUAAGCGCUAACUCAACUUUCAUGUGCGGGCCUGUUACGGAUUUGUAGCGAACGGAAAUUGGGCACGUUGCCGUUAAUAUUGUCGCGGAUUUUGUACAAUCCGCCUAUUAUAGACUGUUGGCCAAGAAUUAACAAUAUAUAGAAUAGAUCGAUAAGUUUGGACUUGUUUGCUAAGAAGUGACUUGAUCCUUGGAUGAUAGAAAGUUUAUAUGUUGAAGGAUCGUUAUGGCCUAAAAGUUCUAGGAUAGACUGUAUUAAACCAAGAAGUAACAAUGUAUAGAAUAGAUCGAUAAGUUUGGACUUGUUGGCUAAGAAGUGAUUUGAUCCUUGGAUGAAUGUUUAAUGUUGAAGGAUCAUUAUGGCCUAGAAGUUCUAGGAUAUACUGUAUUAAGCCAAGAAAUUAGAUAUAAGAUUUUAUUAUAUUUAAUGGCCUAAGAUCAUAGAACACCUGCUUAAUAGAUUUUUUUGGAUUUAAUCAAAAGAUACUGUGACAUGGACUUAGUCGAAUUGUGAUCGCUGUUCGUUUUAAGAUUGAAAUUGUUUUUUAGGAAUUGAUUAUAUUUAGUUUUUAUCACUUUUGGGAACGUGCUUUAUUAAAUUUACGCUCAUUUAUUACUCUAUGUAAUAAACGUGUUUGAACAGCGUGCGACUCUCAUCCAUGAGGUCGUUUGAUCCCCGGCUAUGCCCCAAUGCAUGUUCUUUCUAUGUGCGCAUUUAACGAUCGCACGA